Molecule: messenger RNA, 924 nt
Organism: Scophthalmus maximus (turbot)
Lineage: Eukaryota; Metazoa; Chordata; Actinopteri; Pleuronectiformes; Scophthalmidae
Product: olfactory receptor 4Q2-like
Exons: 1
Coding region: 1-924 (307 amino acids)
Biological process (GO): G protein-coupled receptor signaling pathway
Cellular component (GO): membrane
Molecular function (GO): G protein-coupled receptor activity; olfactory receptor activity
Source: RefSeq, a predicted model, not a curated record
AUGAUGGAUAAUGUGUCUGUAGUUUCUACGUUGACUCUGUCAGGGUUCAAUGGCACGGCGAGCUACCGGGUCACUCUCUUUGCUCUCACUCUGUUGUGUUACUGUGUGAUUUGGCUGGUAAAUGUGACGAUUAUUGUGACAAUCAUUGUGGAUAAAGCCCUUCAUGAGCCCAUGUACAUCUUCCUUUGUAAUCUGUGCAUCAACGGACUGUAUGGGACUGCAGGAUUUUAUCCAAAAUUACUCAGUGAUCUUUUGUCUCCCACUCAUGUCAUCUCUUACACUGGAUGUCUUGCGCAGGGGUUUGUGUUGCACUCUUCAGCUUGUGCAGAUUUCUCGAUUCUUGUGCUGAUGGCCUAUGACCGAUAUGUGGCUAUAUGUCGACCUCUUGUUUACCACUCUGUGAUGACGAAGGAAAAAAUUGGCAUCUUUGUGUUUUUUGCUUGGCUUGUACCUAUUUAUCUGGUGCUGAUGGGCACAAUAACAACAUCAUUAUCAAGCUUAUGCGGCUCACAUAUACCAAAAAUAUACUGUAUUAAUUAUUUGGUUGGUAAACUAGCUUGUUCUGCCUCGAUAGCAAGCGUUAUUAUUCCAGCUUUCAAUUACACUUUUUAUUUUUUGCACGCUGUUUUUAUCGUUUGGUCUUACAUGUAUCUCAUCAAAAAAUGCAUUCUGUCCAAUGAGAACAGGAGCAAGUUCAUGCAAACAUGUCUGCCACACUUAUUAUGUUUAAAUAUUGUUUUGAUAUCUCUGUUUUUUGAUUUGUUGUACAUGAGAUUCGGCUCAAAGACGUUAUCACAAAGUGUCCAGAAUUUCAUGGCGAUGGAAUUCCUGCUUAUUCCUCCGAUCAUCAAUCCUCUCAUAUAUGGUUUCAAACUAACAAAAAUACGUGAAAGAGUUAUGCAGAUUUUAUCUUGGGAGAAGUAA